Messenger RNA from Dichomitus squalens LYAD-421 SS1, 609 nucleotides. RefSeq lists its product as uncharacterized. Lineage: Eukaryota; Fungi; Basidiomycota; Agaricomycetes; Polyporales; Polyporaceae. The record is from RefSeq and is a predicted model, not a curated record. The coding region runs from base 1 to 609 and encodes 202 amino acids. The transcript has 7 exons. Gene Ontology annotation, cellular component: ESCRT III complex; multivesicular body. Gene Ontology annotation, biological process: late endosome to vacuole transport via multivesicular body sorting pathway; vesicle budding from membrane.
AUGGGCGGGAACCAGUCUGUGCCGAAGAUCACGAAGCAAGACCGCGCCAUCCUUGAGUCACGCGAUGAAGUACGAAAGUACCAAAAGAAGAUCCAAGUAGUAUUGGACCGCGAGCAUGAGAUUGCCAAGCAACAACUAGCAGCGGGUAACAAGGAUCGUGCGCUCAGCGCAUUGCGGAGACGGAAGUAUCAGGAAGGACUAUUGGUCAAGACGGACGCUCAAUUAGAGAACCUGGAGAAGCUGGUCUCGACUAUCGAGUUCUCACUGGUCGAGGUUUCAGUAUUACAUGGCUUGCAGCAAGGCAACGUGGCUCUCAAGGAGAUCCACAAGGAGCUGAACAUAGAGAACGUCGAGCGGGUGCUGGAAGAGACACAGGAGGCCAGGGAGUACCAACGGGAAAUCGAUGAGAUGCUUGCCAACUCUCUAAGUCUAGAAGACGAGGAAGCAGUACAAGCAGAACUGCGGGAGCUACAGCUCGAGACGCUCGGCGUGGAGGACGCAGCGCGACCAGUCCAGCUCCCUUCUGUACCAACCGAACGGCCGGUCAGUCCUGUCAAGGAACCAGAACCGCAGCCACAAGAACGGGGACGCGUGCCAGUCGCAGCAUGA